CUUGAUGUUGAUGAUGACAUCUGGCAAGACAUUGGGCUUGAUGAUGACACUUUGAAUCCCCUAGCAUGGCUAUCAGACAACACGGUUAGGAAUGGUAUCUGGCUGCAACUGGAAGUUGAUUGGUGCAAUGAGGAGGAAGCUCGACUGAUGCGGGAGAGGACUGUCAUCCAA
Molecule: messenger RNA, 171 nt
Organism: Suillus bovinus
Lineage: Eukaryota; Fungi; Basidiomycota; Agaricomycetes; Boletales; Suillaceae
Exons: 1
Source: RefSeq, a predicted model, not a curated record